Messenger RNA from Aspergillus nomiae NRRL 13137, 879 nucleotides. RefSeq names its product enoyl-CoA hydratase echA (gene echA). The transcript has 4 exons. The record is from RefSeq and is a predicted model, not a curated record. Bases 1 to 879 code for a protein of 292 amino acids. Gene Ontology annotation, biological process: fatty acid beta-oxidation. Gene Ontology annotation, cellular component: mitochondrion. NCBI's taxonomy places the organism in Eukaryota, Fungi, Ascomycota, Eurotiomycetes, Eurotiales, Aspergillaceae. Gene Ontology annotation, molecular function: enoyl-CoA hydratase activity.
AUGUUCGCCCGACAGUGCACACGAUUGGUGUCUUCCCGGACUGCCGUCCCCUUGUCUUCGUACCUUUCCCGUGUUAGGCCGUACUCCUCGGCAACAGGAUAUGAGCACAUCCUGACCUCCAGCCCCAAGCCUGGUGUCGGGCUGAUCACAUUGAACCGCCCCAAGGCCCUCAAUGCCCUUUCCAGCCCUCUCUUCAAAGAGAUCAACGAUGCCCUCUCCAAAUACGAUGAGGACAAGGAUAUUGGUGCCAUAAUUAUCACAGGAAGCGAGAAGGCCUUCGCUGCUGGUGCCGAUAUCAAGGAGAUGGCGCCCUUGACCUUCUCCGCUGCAUAUAGCAACAACUUCAUCGCCCCUUGGUCCCACCUCGCCAACAGCAUCCGUAAACCUGUUAUUGCCGCAGUUUCUGGCUACGCCCUUGGUGGUGGUUGCGAGCUCGCCCUGAUGUGCGACAUCAUCUACUGUACCUCGAAUGCUACCUUCGGUCAACCGGAAAUCAAACUAGGCGUUAUCCCCGGUGCGGGCGGAUCGCAGCGUCUGACUCGUGCAGUAGGAAAGAGCAAGGCGAUGGAGCUGAUCCUGACCGGAAAGAAUUUCAGCGGCAAGGAAGCGGGAGAAUGGGGCGUUGCCGCGAAAGUCGUUGACGGGGGUAAGGAUGAGUUGCUCGAGGAGGCCCUCAAGACUGCCGAGACGAUUGCAGGAUAUAGCCGUGUUGCCGUCGUUGCUGGCAAGGAGGUGGUGAACAAGAGUCAAGAACUCUCGUUGAGAGAGGGCGUUGAGUAUGAGAGGCGGUUGUUCCAUGCGCUUUUCGGAAGUAAAGACCAGAAGAUCGGCAUGACGGCUUUUGCCGAGAAGAAGAAGCCUGAGUGGUCGAAUGAGUAA